ACCUAUCCGUGGGAUCCGUGGUGCAUCGAAGCAGGUGUCGGCAAUAGUGGUGUAUGUGAUGUGUUGCAUGAAGAUAGAUGAGGCUCCGCAGUUGGUUUUUGCACGUUGUUGUAAUGGAAAACAAGCUUGUGGCUGCGAAGUGUGAUCGACAAAGUUUAGAAGUAUUAGAUUUAUUAACAGAUUUACGAGAUUAAUAGGUGUAGUGGAUGGUAUGUGUUAGACAUAUGGCGUUUGUUGUGACUGUUUACAUCUUCAUCCGUAGUUGUUACUUUGCUGUAACCAUGUGUUUUACGAGUUGACAAAGUGAUUGCUGCUGAAGUAUGAAGUGAUGCAAUGAAUGUUGCAUUUUGCCAAAUCACAUUUUGCUCCACCUUCUUUGCUCUAAGCUGACCUCCCUCUUCUAAUUUUGCUAAGGUUCUGAAGAGAAUAGAAAUGGCAUCAAGACGUUUGAGGAUAAAGCCUGUUGCUAAUGUGCCCAUCAGGCGAGGGAAGAAUGCGAGUGAGAGUGUAAAGUCUGCUAAAGCAAGUGAGAAUGGAGAGAAAGAGGACCUCAUAAAACAGACACAAGAAGAUGCAUCAGACACUCGACCCGUAGAUGGAAAUUCAAACGAUAUUAACUGCUCACCUUCAGAAGACAGUGAACAGAAUAAUAUUCCACACAGUGUGGCUAGUGAACAGAAUAAUAUUCCACACAGUGUGGCUGAUUUAUGCUCUCAGAGUGUAAGCCCUGGUUUUAACGAUGUUGCUGAAACAUUAACUGCAGGUCCACAUGAUGCAGACGAAACCAUAAAGUCACGAGUAAGCAUUUCAGGUAUGGAAGCUGAAACAGUUGGAAAUGAAGCAGCCUCUACUAAAUGUGAAACCAUUAUUUCUGGUAUAUCAUCUUUAUCAGAUAAGAAGGUUCCACCGGGACUUGUGCGGAAACGUAUGAAGCCUCCUGUUAGCAUCCCUGCUGCUGCAAGGAGACCAAGGGUGUCAAGUGAAAUCCUAAAUGGUGAUAAACUAGCAAGCACGUCAUCAGUUGUUAAUUGUAUUAAAAAUAUUCAGGAAGAAUGCGCACAGCAACACACAGUAAGAAAUGAGGAUGUUAGUGAGAGGACCAGUCCGAUAUUGCCUUGUUAUCCAAAAGAGAAUAAUGAGGUGCCUUUUUCAAGUGGAAAGGGUAUUGGGGUUGGGGUUCCAGGAAUAACACAGACAAUACCUACUGGAACAGCUAUCCGCCCUCAGUAUGACAGAAAUACAGGUGUUUCUACACUUGAUGUGAAUGGAGAAGCUCCCCAAUCCUUACCUGAACCUGAUCUGCCUUCAGAAGGAGCUGGUGGAGGUUACAGUAGUGUAUUACUAAAGCCAUCAUCUUCUCAAGUGAAUGUAGUUCAAAGAUCUAGGUUCAUUAAACCAGGUCCAUGUAUUUUGGAUCCAAGCAUGCGCAAACGUAAGUUUGCGGGAAGUAGUGUAAGUGGUAAUGAGUCUGAUGACUCAAGGAAAAUUCAGAGUUCUGAUUCAUUACCAUAUGAUAGCAGUGGGAAGGUUAUGCCAGAGCAAGGCAGGCCAAAACUUGCUUGUCAAACCUCAAACAUGACUGAUCAAACUGAGAGUCGGAAGCAAGGAAGUGAAGCAAGUGCCAGUGAAUCAGAAGAUGAGCCAAGGAAAUGCAUGUCAGAUGCAAGUAAUGUAUCUCCUGUGAUCAGGAAACCUAUAGAAACAUCCAGGGGGAGGUUUGUACGACCAACUCCUCGAUUUAUGGAGGCUUCAAUGAGACGUAAUAGUAUACAGAUCAGUGCCAGUGAAACAGAAGAAGAAUUUAAGAAAGGGACUUCCAUGGCAACUUCACCUCACAAGAAGGAAACUGAUUUGACUAGUGAGGACCUAGCAGUAACACUCACUGAUACUGGAUCCAUUGAGGAAGCAGAGAAGAAAGUUAUCCGAACUCGUCGUGCAGCAAGUAGUUGUAUGCAGCGUAUGGCAAAAGCUCGACUAGAGUUCCACAAUAAAUUUGGAAACCGGACACCUGAUAGGAGCCGCCUUACGAUGUUUGAUCUCAUAUUUUACAACCCAGCUACCAACCCUAUGAAAUGUUCAGGACAAGAGAGCGAAAAUUCCAAACUCUCCCAGAGCCAAGAUACUGUAGGACAUGCAGUUGGGGAGCAACAGGAAGAGGAGAAAGUUGAUGAACCAACUGUUGAGACACUGAAUGAACAAAAUGAUGAGACUGCAGCUGACGAAGAAGACAUGGCAAUGCCAGUGCCUCAGGUCAAAGUGGGACCAGAUGGUCAGAUAAUCCUUGAUGAAAAAAGUUUGGUGAUAGAGACAACAGGCACAAAAAAGAGCAGAGAAGACCUUGCUAAUUCUGCUUUGAUAGUGGAUUAUGGCACAGGAUCUACAGGCUACGGUACUUACAGCAAGAAGGGCAAGAAAUUCAAGGAAUGGUCUAAGCAAGAAACCCUGAAGUUUUAUAGAGCUCUUAAUAGAGUAGGCACAGAUUUUCUUCUAAUGCAGUCCAUUUUCCCAAAACGAACAAGACGGGAUUUGAAAAUAAAAUUCAAGAAGGAAGAUCGCACCAAUAGAUUCUUGGUUGAGAAAGCACUUCGUUAUCCACUGGACUUUGAUCUCACAGAACUAGAGAAAGAUCUAGAAAAAGAAGAGGAGGAAGAGAGACAGGCAAAACUAGCAAAAGAACUUAAUCGAAAACCACCUCGCCAGAUAAAACAGAACAAUAUUCCAAGUAAAAAAAACAUGAAAGCCCGGAAAGGUUUUGUUUGUCGUUCAAUGGAUCCUGGAGACACAGGAGACCUGCCUGAGAAAAAGAAACAGGGAGAUAAGAGAAGAGAUGAUGAAGGAAAUGUAAGCGCAGAACAGCCACAUAAAACUGGAGGAGGAAGCUGCUCUUCAUUAUCAUCAUCAUCAGAUGAUGAAAAUGAACUUGAGUACUAUUACAAGAAAGAUCUCAAGUUUCGCACGGAAAAUUAUCCACUUAAUAGAAGUAUAAAAUCUGAUAACAGUAAUGAAGCAAGUGAUGAUACAGCAGAGUUGAAGUAUUUGUCCAAAUCCCCAAAACCUACAAGAUCUGGCCGCAUCCCUCAACAAAGAAAACACAGUGAAACAGAAGAUUAUAUUACAUUGGGAAAGAAAAGAAAAAGAAAGUCUAGCAAUUUGGUUGGUUCAGAGAAUAUAUCAAAACCUGGUACUGAAAGCAAGGUACUACCAUUGGAAGAUCUUACAAAUGUGGAGCCAGGUUCACUGGUUGUUAUAGCCACACAGUCUCCAACCAACCCUGCUCAUCAUGUGUAUAAGGUGUUCAUGGUAGCUCCAAAGCCUGUGGGUUUACAAAGUCCUGCUGCUACAGUGUCUCCUGAGACCGUGCCUUUGUCUCCAACAUCACCGUUCUCAGUGACAAGUAACAUACCUAAUAGCCAGUUACAUGGCGAAUCUCAGUCUCUGGUGAGUGGAGGUAAUUUGUGUGUUAGUGUAUAAAAUAUUGUACCUUAGCCCCUCUGUUUGUAUAUGAUGUAGACUGUGAUAUAUUCUCCAGCCUGUGAAAUUAAUGAGAAGAAACAGGUAUUUGUUGACGUGUGUCUGGGGUUCCAUGAUUAAUAUAACGGGUUUUGGAUUGGAUGAUUGGAUUUAUUGGCACUUCUUUACAAUAGAGAAAAUGUUGGAAUGUCAACAUUUCGGAACCCUGUGGGGCCUCCAUGACUUGUUACAGGGAUACCUUUACUUACUUUUACUUCCUAUAUGGCUUGUUAAUCCAACACAUGAUUUUCGCAGUUUUGUAGAAUGUUAAAUGUUAAUUUAUUUCUUAUAUGUUGUUUAAUAAUAUAUUUCUCUAUAAUGAAGGUACCUGUAUAAUAUUCUGUGCACAGAUGAAUGUACAUAAGUUCUGAAGUUUGCUUAGUGAUAUUCUGAUUGUGGUCUUUGUGGGUUGUGAAGCUGUGUAAUCUUGUUCGCUUCAUGAUUGACUCCAGAAGUGGAGGCAGCAUGUAGCUCUGAAAUGCCGGUAUCUGUGUUACAACCUGGAAGACCACAGUUUGAGUUACUAAAUGAACUGUACCAUUUAAAAUGUUUAUUGUAAAUUAGCAGCAUUACUUAAAAGUGAAGGAAAUAAACUUCUCCAGAAUUUUUUUUUUCACAUUCUACAGAUAUUUUCUUUUUGUGUGGAACCUGAGAAAAGGAGGUAGGAUUCCAUCUUGAUACUUAAAAAUGAAUUAUUUAGAGAAGCGUCAUUAAUGUUACAGCACUGGCCAAUAUUGCAACGAGGUCGUAAGUAGAUAUAUCUAUACCUUCUUUUUGCAAAGUCAGUGGGUAUGUAGAUAUCUCAUUUGUAGAACUAAGACUGAUAGGAUAGUACUGUCUCAUACGUACUUGAGAAUGGCUUGGUUGUUUACUGUCUUGUAUCAUUGUAUUGUAUCACUU
This is a messenger RNA of Cryptotermes secundus, 4410 nucleotides long. RefSeq lists its product as uncharacterized. Gene Ontology annotation, molecular function: TFIIIC-class transcription factor complex binding. The coding region runs from base 433 to 3471 and encodes 1012 amino acids. The transcript is spliced from 10 exons. Gene Ontology annotation, cellular component: transcription factor TFIIIB complex. Gene Ontology annotation, biological process: RNA polymerase III preinitiation complex assembly. Lineage: Eukaryota; Metazoa; Arthropoda; Insecta; Blattodea; Kalotermitidae. The record is from RefSeq and is a predicted model, not a curated record.